This is a messenger RNA of Moneuplotes crassus, 436 nucleotides long. The record is from the annotation of a GenBank genome assembly. Lineage: Eukaryota; Ciliophora; Spirotrichea; Euplotida; Euplotidae.
AUUAAAACAAGCCAGGAAUGAACCCCAGCCAGAAAGCCCAAGAAAUAGUAGACGAAUUCAAUAAGGAAUACCUUCCUCUGCAGAGACAGUUUAAAAUCAAGAUGCUCAAGUGUCAGAUAAACCAUCUGGAGGAUAAGGCUUUGAAUGAAGACGAUGCAGAGAAAAGAGCAUUCGAAUGUUUUAACCCCAUGAAGUCACUUAGAGAGCAAGCUCAGGCUUAUAUCACAACGUAUUCGAGUGGACUAGUGGAGUGUCUUAAGAAAGCACAUGAAGAGAAUGAGCAGCCACAACCCUGUAUUGAUCAGUUUAGAGAAGGAUUAUACUCGAAUAAAAGCCAAAUCGAGCAAAUUUAUAGAGAUCAUAUGAACAUGUUGUAAUUUGGGAUAUACUCUUGGCUGCCAAUGAACUUCAAUUAGAGGACGGAUAUAUCUAUUUU